Molecule: messenger RNA, 1695 nt
Organism: Trematosphaeria pertusa
Lineage: Eukaryota; Fungi; Ascomycota; Dothideomycetes; Pleosporales; Trematosphaeriaceae
Exons: 4
Coding region: 1-1695 (564 amino acids)
Cellular component (GO): mitochondrion
Molecular function (GO): D-arabinono-1,4-lactone oxidase activity; FAD binding
Source: RefSeq, a predicted model, not a curated record
AUGGGUAAUGAGAUAGAUAGCUUACCCCCUGAACAGUGCUUCAGCGAGGUUCCUUUUGAGAACUGGGGCCAGACGGUGAAAAACUUGCCCAAGUUUACUUUCCUGCCUACCACAGUCAGAGGCGUACAGAACGUGGUUCAGUUCGCUGCGGCCAAGAACUAUCGCGUUCGAUGUGCAGGAUAUAGGCACAGCUGGAGCUCUAUCUUUUCACAGGACAACGAGGUCUUUAUCUCCUUCGUCAACCUCCACACCGUCACCACACUCCCAGAUCCGAUGUCUCUUAUUCCGGGAGAAUACGAUCCGACGACAGUGCCUGAGCUCAAGACAAUUGAGUUGAAGGAAGAAACGGUGCCAGGGGAGAAGAGACUUUGCCGUGUGGGGGCUGCGGUCACAAACGAGGAAUUCAGACGCUGGGCUGUCGCCGGAAAAUCGUGGACGCUACCGGCUGAUGUCAUUCUCGUCGAGGUCACGAUCGGUGGUGUCAACGGGCCCAUCUGCCAUGGCGCGGGCAUUUCCCACAAGACCCUAUCCGACUACGUGCGUCGUAUCGAAUACGUCGAUUGCAACGGCAAGCUCCAAAUCGUAGACGAGCCCCAUCAAAUCAAAGCGGCGGCAGGCGCAGUCGGCCUGCUCGGUGUAGUUACUCAUAUCACGUUCGAGCUGGAUGCCAUGUCAUAUGCGGUUAUGCAACCGCUCAAGGAAGAUGUUGGACUAGGUGUGCCGCCUCUAGAUAAGAACGACAUCCCUGUGGCGCUACGGAGUGAUUGGUUCAAUGCACCUGACGCUGCUGAGCUCAUCGCGAAGGCGGUUAAGGAAUUCGAGAGACGUGCCGCCAAUGACUACUAUAGCGAGUGGUUUUGGUUCACGUAUCAGAGGAAAGUGUGGACGAACACUUUCAAUACCACCCAUGACGCUGCCGGGGCGAUCAACUACCCAGAUGAUGGCAACGUCUUCUUGCAAUGGGUGCAGGGCUGGUUAGGAGGCGUGAUUACCGCUGUGCCUUUCUUUAACGCCAUACCCGGAUACUGGCAGGCUCAGCUCAUUGCGUCGCUAGGCAUGGCUGCACUUCCGCCAACGCUGGGUGAGAGCAAGACGCCGACUUACAAAACACUGCUCCCGGACGCCUUGCAUUUCCGCCGGGGAGUACAGAACAUGAGGGUACGUGAUUUGGAGCUGCAGAUUCCACUACCGCCAAAGAAGGACGAUCCCUCAAAGGCAGACUUCAGUAUCGUCCAACGUGCCUGGUGGGACGUGAUCAAGCUGGUAUACAAAGAUGCUGAGACCGGUGGGGACCCAUCUUCCGCUAUGCGUCUCGCGCUGGAGAUGCGCAUCAUGGGAGGCAGCGACGUGCUCUUGGCGCCGCAGAAGGGCAACGAUCUCGGCACAGUCUCCAUCGAGGUUCUCACUCUUCCCGACGCCGUCACAGACGACGAGUGGCACGGGUUUGCGCAAAAGGUAGUCGAUCUAUGGAUGAGCUACGGCGGCAAUGUGCGACCACAUUGGGCGAAAGAAUGGGAGGCGUUCACUUUCAAAGGGCAGGAAGCGCGGAAGUACAUGAAAGAGGUGGCGUACAAGGAGCAGAUUCCAGAGUUCCGAGACGCCCUUGAAGCUAUCGGGCGUCAGCAUGGCUGGACGCUCGAGCAGCUGCAGAAAAGGUAUUCGAAUGAGUUGUGGGACAAGUUGGUCUACGAGUAA